UCCAAAGCGGUUAGUGCGAGCCAAACUACCAGUGACUGUGGUGUGUUAAGUGUAGUCCAAGGAGUACAGUCUUCGGAGCGCGAUCGAGACCAUUGCUCAACGUUUGACUUUGAUAGAGUUAAAGUUUUAAAACGUAAAUUCAGCAAAAUGUUCGGAGCGCAUCGAAUUGUCGGGACUAUUGCGUGGGCUUUUGUUUUUUCAACUUUCACGCUCUUGGAGAUUGCUGCCCUACCCGCAACUACAUCUGUGCCUCACACCACCCACAUCGUCAGCUACGUUCACCAAGGCAGAGUCGGCGCAAAGAGGGGUGAAAUAAGAGAAUUCGACUAUGAGAGCGUUCAAAACAAAGCUGGCGGGCGCAGCGCAGCUUUACGCUCUACUAAACCGGCAACCCCGCUCUCUGAACUGUAUGGCGCAUUUGUAGAACAACUAGAUAUGAGUCUUGACAAUGGUUUUCAGAGCACUGGAAGCAGCGCUGUGGUUCAGCAAUAUACCACCGAAGCGGCCAACAGAACUGACGACUUACUGGUUUUGCAUCAAAAUACACUGGACGACGCCGAUGACGUCUUUGGUCGCAGUGAGCAGCAUGAGUCUUCCACCAUGGUGAAGAACUGUAGCCAGCCGCACGUUGGGGGCCCGUUGUGGAAUCGCAUGAAGCAAAGCAUACCGGUGUUGGAGCCUGUGCGGCAUCUUCUCAAUACCGUACGUGACCAGCACAACCAGACUGUGCAUGCGGCCCGGCAGCAUCAUCAGUUGCUGGCCGCAAUGAAAGGUGGUUUCGGCGAUCACACGGCUGCUAACGAGUCGUCGGCCAUAGAGACCGAAGAGGAUCGCGAGACUGCCAACGAGAGCACAGAAUUCAAGUUGCUUGACUUUGCAGGCAGCCUGGUUAGCAUGCUGUGGGGCUUCAUCGGUAAUCUUCAGCGCAUCUUUGCGGCCAGCAGUGGAAAUGCCUUAGCUUCCUCCUCGUCCGGUUCAUCAGGUGGUCAGUAAUCUAGUAUUCGCAAAUGUGAAAUUUAUCUUUUGGACAGAUGUACCCUGAGUCAACUGUGAUUAACCACAUUUUUCUAAUUUUAGAGAUAUGUAUGUACUUAAAUAAAGUGUAUAUGUAUGUACAUAUAUGUGUAAGUCCAUACAAUUUACUAGCAAUUUAGAUUAUUUUAAUUGAAUUGAUUUAAUAUCGAAAUAAAUAUUUAUGCAUUUAAUAAGUUUUGUUUAAAAUUAAUAUGUAUCAGCAAAAUACAUACAUAGUAUACAUAUGUAUGUACAUACAAAUACAUUAGGGCUCGUAAAAUUAUUCGAGUAUUCGACUAUUCGGUUAACCGAUCGGUCGGUUAAUGGUAUUCGAAUAGUCGCCCGCUCGGGUAUUGUAAAAAUCGAAUUUCAGUUACCGAAAUUCAUUGAAAUUUUUUGACAAAUGUAAAAUCCGUGGGGGAAAUGGAAGUAACGUGUUCCAUAUCUGAACAAUCAUUCUCUUAUAACAACCAUUUAACAAAAAUCCACAAGAAAAAUCGCGAAAAUCAGAGUUAGGUAUUUCUUUAGCCAGUGUGUCAAAAAUAUUUCGCAAUCAAUUUUAAAUAAUUCAAUUACUUAAAAAAGCGUGUCUUUUAAUAUAGCUUUUAGCAUUGAUAACAAAGAUUUAGUAAUUUAAUAUGGGAUACAAUUUAAUCUUAUCCCAUCCAGUAUUUUACUGCACAUACCUUUAUUUCUUGCAAAAAAGUUUGCUUUAAUAUUGCACAUGCAAUCUUAAAUAUUACGAAUGUAAUAAGUCAAUUCAUAUAUUUAUUUACGCUUAAAUGCAAAAAAUCCCGAACUAAAAAUAUUCGAUUAACAGAAAAUUAACGGUUGAUCGAAUAAUCUAAAGUGAACAGUUAAUAGAAUAGUCGACAGCUUUCCACUACUCGAAUAUUGCUAACCGAUUAAAUGUAAUCGACUUCAGUCACAUUCGGAUAAUUCGGUUAAUCGAUUAACCGAAUAGCCCUAGCUCUAAUACACAUGCAUGUAACAUGAAACACUCAUGGUAGUCCGGUUCGUGUCAUCAAUCUUUCGUUUUCAUUUCUUUGUUUGCCUAUCCCGCGCCCGCAGAAAUAUGCAACAAUUGGCAUU
Rhagoletis pomonella (apple maggot) is the source of this 2106-nucleotide messenger RNA. RefSeq lists its product as uncharacterized. The coding region runs from base 148 to 993 and encodes 281 amino acids. NCBI's taxonomy places the organism in Eukaryota, Metazoa, Arthropoda, Insecta, Diptera, Tephritidae. The transcript is spliced from 2 exons. The record is from RefSeq and is a predicted model, not a curated record.